Molecule: messenger RNA, 4608 nt
Organism: Trypanosoma grayi
Lineage: Eukaryota; Euglenozoa; Kinetoplastea; Trypanosomatida; Trypanosomatidae
Exons: 1
Coding region: 1-4608 (1535 amino acids)
Source: RefSeq, a predicted model, not a curated record
AUGGUACGUUGUGAUAUGCCCACGCUGCUUUCCUUAUUGCUGCUGGUGCUUGCUGCUGUCAAUGCUGCUGCUGCUGCUGCUACCACUGGUGUUGAAGCGUCUGUUGUCGGUGCAGGGCCGCAGUGUGCUUGGGUGUUCAGUGCCGACGAGGGCGCCACGACGACAAGUGUGCUGCGCCGCCAAUGGGAUUACAAUGCAUGCGCCGGCCAGUACCUGACGGUGGCAACGCGCGCUCCCGUGCUGCCUGGGUUCGUGAUCCCCAAUGCGCACUUCGCCGCUGUACAGUAUAAGCCCGCCAUGACGGGGCUUCGGGAGGGCGAGGUGCGCUACGUUUCGCAGCAGUUGACCGUCACCUGUGAUGUUUUUACACCGCUCUGCGCAAAAGCGGAGGUUUACUACGUUAUCCACGGCGCGGUACCAAGCCCGAGUAAUACCACCACAACGGAAGCGCCAACAGAGCCCAACAACAACACAACAACAACUACUACAACGACAGAGGCGCCAACAGAGCCUAACAACAAUACCACAACAACACCCACCACUUCAACAGAGGCACCGACGGAGCCCAACAACAAUACCACAACAACAACGGAGGCACCAACGAUCAUGCCACCCAGGUGCCCAGCUACCGGUGUUCCUCCAUUGGUGGAGGCGAACCUGUCAGAGUCUGUCCGCCUAGAGCCGCUCCGCUAUGUAGACAAUUGUGCAGCACCGCAACGCCUCGUUAUGAGCAGCAGCACCAGCAGCAGUAAUGCCACUGAUGUGCCUCCAACAAAUUAUUUCUCCAUUGAGAAGGAUGUCAUUCUCUGGUUCGACCGAAAUGCGACAAAUAAUCAAGAGGGUCUUUUCAGUGCUAAUCUGACCGUUUAUUGUGGCGGUGUCCCCUCUUGUUAUGAUGUGCAGGUACAGGUACUUGCUGUGCGACGCCCCCUCACGCCACCGCCGACUGAGUUGCCGCCUGACUGCGGCCUCACCUACGGCUACCGUGUGGAUUUUGAAGAGAAUGCUCGACUUGUCAUAAAUCCGCACGCUGAAGAUGCGUGUCCUGUUGGCACUAACACAACUUUUACACUUGUGACGGCGCCGAAAUACAACCCGGACAGGUUUCGUCUCAAUCAAAGCACAGGUGUCUUCUAUUAUGCCGCGCCUGCAGGACCUCAGAUAAAAACCGAUGCGUUUGUGUUUGUUAUUGGCUGUACCUCCGCUACUGGAUCAACAAGUAAGCCAAAAUGCAUGGGGCACGGAAGUAUCUUAGUGACAGCAGCAUCUCCGCCCUCAGAAGAAGAGGAGUGCCCCGGCUAUUUCGUCUUUACCUACAGCAAGAAUAACGGCGGUACCGAAGUGGAGGAGUCCUACAGCCUUAUACGUGCUGCUGAUAACAGCAGCAAUGCAUCCUUCUGCUCUGGUGGGAAUUACACUGGCGCGCAGCUUCGGGCACCGGCUGCGAACGGUACCGUCACGGAUUUCAACAACAAUACCGGUGAGUUUCACUACAUUGCGUCGGGCGACACUGUAGACUACUUUGAGUUUACGUUGACGUGUGUCACGAAGGAUGUGUGUUACGGCACCGCUACUAUGCAGCCCCGUGCGCCGACGCCCAUACCAUCACCGACACCGACACCGACAACAACACCAGAGGGCCCGCGGCCAGUGUACGACCUCGACAGCAUUGUGUGCAGAGGCACGUGUGAUGCAGCGGCGUGGCUCUCGUCGCCGCGGUACCCGAGCGUGUUUGACGUAACAGACGGACCGAGGGGUGACCGAAGCCACGUCACGCCCCGCCGUGACGGGAAGGCACCUGACGCAAUGGACUUUGAGGUACGCGUCGAUGGGCAGUCGCUGGUUCUACGGGCGUACACGACUAUUGGUAAUAUGGCCGCGCGUUUCGUCACUUUUGCGCCGCUUAGAGGCUCUGGUAGUGAAUACCUGACGUCAGCGUACCUGCCUAAGGAUGCGGGUUCCUCGUUUAACGCAACGUGCCUCGACCAUCAGGCAAAUUUUGGCCUUGCCUCCUCUAUAUGGACAUGGGAUGGAGACGAUGACGAAGAAAGUGACAACAACGAAAACAAGGACCUGCGUGGGCACCUCAAUUCAGAGACAGGCGAGUAUGUGAGUGGGGAGAAUUAUUUCCACAAGUUUGGAGGAAAACACCGUGAGUGCGACGUGUUUCGUACUGAUCCUUGCAAGUAUGCACCGAUGCUGACGCCCUCUUCGGCCGGCAUCGCGGGCACAGACAUUGACUGGAAGUUAUACGUGAAUGAUUGUGAUGCAACAUGGGUGGGGAACAUCACGCUUGAGCGACUGCGUCUGCUGCGCAACAGCACCACUGGCAUGCCACUCUUUAAACUUGUGAAUGGGUCAAUGCUGGUGGGCACCAUUUACUCACAAGUGGUGAAGCCUGCGAGCUGGUCUCCACCAUACAAUGGGAUAUUGUCAAUGCAGCGCGCCUACACGGUGCGCAUUUUUAUCGGGAGCUCCAUCGGCACAGCCGUCGACAUCUCGCCUGAAGAUGUGACGGUCAUAAAGGAAGGUGAUGUCACAUCAAAUCACACAAUGGAGGAGGCAACCCAAACAAAAUCAGCAGUAGAAGCAGCCGCAGCACUCAAUGCAUCGUCACUACAGGGCAGAAGUGAAAAUAUGAGUCCAUUCAACGUCUCUGUCGAUGUGCGGUUUGCCGCUGCGAUAGACCCGCUGACAGGGGAACGCCUCUAUGGAUAUUCGCUGAUGCUAUACCCAUACAGGCUGAACUACUCCGAUCUCAUCUACAGUGUACCGAAACUUGAUCACCUCAACGCCACGCAACUACACGUCAAGAGUGUGGAUCUUCUGAAUAUGUCGUGGGUGACACCGAAUCCACUGUACUGCCCCGAAUGUACUGGCAAGGCGACAACAUGCAAAGGCACUGGGACCGGCCUCAAUCUUGACUGCGAUCCAAUCAUCCGCUUCGAGCCAAUCGGGCAGCUGCCUAUAUUUCCUCAGGAAGAAUUCGAAAGCGGACGUGAAGGUCAGUUUCUUAACAUUUCCUUGGUUGCACGCGUGGUUGGAAACGACACGUCGCUUUCUGCUGCAGGUGACCCACAGGGUUCAUUUGCGUUGCUUAUUGGCUUUGUCAAUGGUCUUGACAUUGCCAUCAAUGUGCAACAGAUAGCGCAUAUUAGAGGAAUCAACCUGGCCAUGCGAGGGUCAGUUUGCCGUUCCUCUGCAUACUGGCCUGUGCCAGAUACUCUUGGUACAUCGGUACCUAUCAACCCGUUCAACGCCACCCAGAUGUUGAAUAAUUACAUCAAUUGGCCUCUUGAUGGCGCGGAAGCUGAUGAGCAGAAGCCGUACUACGGUGCCCCGCGGCCGCUUCACCCUGACACAGUAUGUGUAGCAAGUAGCGAACUGAGGCGGCCGGAACGCGUUGUGUUAAACAGCACAACCGCCUCUGUGUACCCAGACGAGCAAGGGGCUCCGUUCAUGAAGUUGGCGAUGUGUGCGGCGACGGGUGGGCAGGUGUACGGCGUGACAGACUGGGUUUAUGUAUCACUGGACGACAUCACCAGUGGCGCCGCCGCGGAUUUUUUGGAGCACAUAUCAUUGGAGUAUCUCAUUCUGUCAAUUGAUGCAUGGGAUGUGAUGGGCGUGUUGCUGCCUAGCAACGUCACAAAAGAUGCAAAGCAGUUGCACUUCGUACUCGAUGGCGCGUCGCUGCCUGAUGUGGUGGGUGAUGAUGUAUUAGGAAAGGAAGAAGAAAAACAAAAGUGGAUGGGCGACGUGACUGACGCGAACACGCAAGUUUUUCUUCCCUGGGAGAAGUACGCUGCGUACCUUCGGUACCGACGCAUUGAUCUUCGCCCGAACCUAAGUCCGAACAAAACAACAUCGUCUGUGGUGAACUCAUUCCACUUUGCGUUUGUGCCAGGUGCUCUUCUACAUCGCCACAGUAAUACACGUGCUGUGUUUCACCUUCGCGCAGCUCUGCGUUUUACGUCUUCUGGGGGAAGUGGCGAGUCGCGUGUGGAGGAGUACCUCUUUACAAUCCCUGUCUCUGCGCAGAUUUCAUCGGAGCUGCGAUUUGACCGCGACGCGUACACGCCGCAAGUGACACCGAAGAAGUCUGGUGGACUCAGCAAGAAAUCUGCGACUGCGCUGUUUAUAGUCCUUGCGGUUGCUAUCGUUGCUGUACUUAGCGCAGCCUUCUAUGUGGAGACACAUUACAAUCGGGUACUGCGCUCCGCGAAGCGGCGUCUGCGCAAGCAACUCGCCAGCGGAAAAGCUGAUGCCUUUGGAUCAGAGUCGCCACAGCGGCCACGGGAGCAUUUCUCACCACUGGUGGAUCAUCCGGGUGACUUUUCGAUGAGCGGUGGCACCAAGAGCAUUGUCAAGGCUGGUGGAAAGGCGGAAGAGAGCAAGGUGUCACCGGCGCAGGCGACAAAGCCGACGACGACGACGCCAGUAACAGGUAUUAAGACAAGCUAUGGCGUAGUACAGAUUGAGCAGAGCCGCACACAAGAGCAGGAGGAGGGGAGCAGUGAGGGCCCAUCGUUGUCUGGUACCCUGGCGGUGCGUGUAGAGGAAACGCACGCCAAGGAUGAUGCCAGUAGGGUGGGAGAGGAUCUCAAAUAG